AUGGCUGAUGCUUUGGACGAGGCCGAAUCCUUUAUUCAUGCCACUGAAAUCUGUUCAGUCCCCAAGGAGUCUAAGGGAGCAGAGAUUGCAGACCACUCCCAGCGGAAGGACAAAUCGGAGAAAAAGUCCAACCGUCCGAAUGGGACGUGGGCCAUUGAAAAGAAAGGAUAUCAAGCAAACGCCUCCCAAGGACAGAAGAGGGGACGCCCCUACGACAAAGAGAAGUUUGAGUAUAACACUGACUUGUACACAAUAUUGCUGGACGUCAAUUGCAAGAGUUUGCGUAGGGCCCUUGAUGGGUUAGCCGCCAAGGGAUUCUUGAAGUCAUAUCCCAGCUCGAGUGCAGGAGGAAGUGGUAAAAAGUUCUACAAGAAAAGCAAGUCACCGUCAUACCGACGUGAUGACAAUGACACUGAUCCAGAAAUUGUAGCCGUCAUCUCAGGGGGUUUAGCUGCUGUGGGACCAACAAUGAGAGGACAAAAAGACUAUGCAAGCCGGUUGGGACAGGUCAUGUUGUCUGGAAAAGCCCCAAUUUACCAUUUCCCUAAAGUAGAAAUUUGUGAAUCUGACAGGGGUAAGAUCGCCACUCCACAUGACGACCCCUUGGUCAUUGAAUUGAAGGUGGCAAACCUUAAGGUAAGGCGCAUUCUAGUGGAUACAGGGAGUUCGUCAGACAUUAUCAGCACAUCUUGUCUAAGUCGUCUUGAGCAUGAUCCGAAGACAAUUGAGAAAAUACAUUAUCCUAUCAUUGGAUUCGGAGGCGGAAUAAUCCACCCCCAGGGGAUAAUCACCCUGCCCCUACGAGUUGGAGGCCGGCAUCAAAGCAAGAACUUGAACGUCCGCUUUUUAAUUGUGAAGGACCUCACUGCUUACAAUAUCAUACUGGGUCGUCCAACUUUGAAUCAGGCCAAGGCAGUGGUCGUCACUCAUCUUAUGCUCAUGAAGUAUGUAUGUGAUAAAGGUCAGGUCGACACAAUUCAUGGUGAUCAACAGCUAGCAAGAGAUUGUUAUCUCACUACGCUAAGUCCCGAGGCUUGGGGGGAAAUUGACGAAGCCAGAGCAAGCUCAAAAAGAAAACUAGAUGAGAUAGAAGAAAAAGUCAAGGAGACCUUUACCAUUGCCACAGCUCAUAUGGAAACUAGGCGGCCUGAGCCGGUUGGUGGGCAUUAUGAGAUCAUCCUUGAUGAAGCUCGCCCAGACAGGACGGUGCCAGUAGGGGUCUCUCCUGACGACCAGCUUAGGGCACAUUUAGUCACUCUCCUGAGGGAAUUCCAGGACAUUUUUUCUUUUGCCGUGGAAGAGAUGCCGGGCAUCGAUCCAAGCAUAGCUGUACACAAGCUCAAUGUAGAUGAGUCCUUAAAACAUGUUCGUCAGAAGAAGAGAAAUCAUGGGGAAGCAAGAAACAAAGUUGCAGCUGAAGAAGUGCAGAAGUUGUUGGAGGCUGGCUUCAUUCGGCCAAGUCAAUAUCCAGAUUGGGUGGAAAAUGUAGUGUUGGUGCCGAAGCCCAAUAAAUCCUGGAGAAUGUGUGUGGACUAUACAGAUCUAAACAAGGCUUGCCCAAAAGACAGCUUCCCUCUACCCAAGAUAGACCGGUUGGUAGAUUCAACGGCUGGCCAUGCUUUGAUGUCUUUCAUGGACGCAUACUCGGGCUUUCACCAAAUUCCUUUGUGGCCAGACGAUCAGGAAAAGACGUCAUUUGUUAAUGAGCAAGGUCUAUACUGUUACAAAGUGAUGCCGUUCGGGUUAAAGAAUGCUCCAGCUACAUUUCAACGUCUAGUCAACACUGUCUUCUCUUGUCAGUUAGGACGGAACAUCGAGGCUUACAUUGAUGAUAUGAUAGUAAAAAGCAAGCAACGCGAAGAACACCUGGCUGACCUAAGAGAAACUUUUGAGACGCUCCGAAAAUAUCAGAUGAGGUUGAAUCCAAAGAAGUGUGUUUUUGGGGUAACGACUGGGAAAUUCUUGGGAUUCCUUAUUGAUGAAAGAGGAAUCGAGGCCAAUCCUGAUAAAGUACAGGCGAAAAAGAGCAAAUUUGAAUGGACUGAGGCGGCAGAAACUGCCUUCGUCCGAUUAAAGGAACACCUCCACACCUUACCUCGGCUUGUCAGUCCUCUUCAGGGGGAAACUUUGUAUGUAUAUUUGGCCAUUUCUGAGUGGUCCUUGAGUGCUGUCUUGCUGACUGAAAGGGAAGGAGUGCAACUCCCCAUCUAUUUUGUGAGCCAUGUCUUGCAAAACGCUGAAUUAAGAUAUUCUCCAAUUGAGAAGUUCGCACUUGCGCUGUUUAUGGCCAGCAAGAAGUUGCGCCCUUAUUUUCUGGCACACAAACUAGUGGUAUACACAGACCAGCCUUUGAAACAACCUCUUCCUAAGCUAGACGCUGCCGGACGAAUGCUGAAAUGGGCAAUUGAGCUAAAUGCAUUUGAUAUCUCAUAUGAGCCUCGAAAAGCUAUCAAGGGACAAGCAUUUGCUGAUUUCAUUGCAGAGAUGACGAGGCCGAAUUUUGAAAAGAAUGUGGCGACUCGCUGGACAGUCUAUGUAGAUGGCUCGUCAACCCAGAACGGGUGUGGAGCCGGCAUAAUAUGUCAGUCUCCUGAAGGAGACAAGUAUGAGUAUGCCACGAGAUUCAACUUCCAAACUUCCAACAAUGAGGCAGACUAUGAAGCUUUAUUAGCCGGUAUAAAAAUGUGCAAAGCCGCUGGAGCUCAAGAGAUACUUGCCUUCUCCGACUCUCGGCUCAUUGUGAGCCAAGUAAAUGGGGACUAUGAGGCAAGGGACCCUAACAUGAUCAAAUAUAUGCAAGCUGUGCAUCAAGAAAUAGAACAUCUAAAGAGCUUCAAAGCUAAGCAGAUUCCCAGAACGGAGAACAAUCAGGCCGAUGCCCUGUCGAAACUAGCUAGCUCGGCUUCCUGUGAUACUUCGCGUCACGUGUUUUGGGAAGUAAAGGAUAAGCGAAGUAUUGAGCAGGAAUUGUGCGCUCCUAUAGUAGCUGUCCUGGAUCAGUCGUCAACAUGGAUGGACCCUAUCAUUGCUUAUAAAAUGGACGGUACGCUUCCGGACGAUUCAAGUCUGGCCGCCAAAAUACAAAAGAAGAGUUAUUGGUUUGAAUGGUGGAAUGGAGUUUUGUACAAAAAGUCAUUUUCUAGACCUCUCCUGCGGUGCGUCACUCCUGAGAAAGGAAAGGAAAUUCUAGACGAUUUGCACCAAGGAUUAUGUAGCUCCCACAUUGGAGGACGAGCCCUGGCAGAGAAAGCUUUGCGAACUGGUUAUUAUUGGCCCACUUUGAGAGAAGACGCCCUAGCCAUGGUGCAAAAAUGUGACAAGUGCCAACGAUUUGCUCAUCUCAUCCACAGGCCGGCCCACCCACUUACCCCUAUUAUGAGUCCCAUUCCGUUUGCCAAGUGGGGGAUGGACCUGUUAGGGCCAUAUUGUUAG
This is a messenger RNA of Spinacia oleracea (spinach), 3432 nucleotides long. RefSeq lists its product as uncharacterized. The transcript has 3 exons. The record is from RefSeq and is a predicted model, not a curated record. NCBI's taxonomy places the organism in Eukaryota, Viridiplantae, Streptophyta, Magnoliopsida, Caryophyllales, Amaranthaceae. Gene Ontology annotation, molecular function: nucleic acid binding; RNA-DNA hybrid ribonuclease activity. The coding region runs from base 1 to 3432 and encodes 1143 amino acids.